Messenger RNA from Ambispora gerdemannii, 420 nucleotides. NCBI's taxonomy places the organism in Eukaryota, Fungi, Glomeromycota, Glomeromycetes, Archaeosporales, Ambisporaceae. The record is from the annotation of a GenBank genome assembly.
AUGAAAAAACAAUCGACAACUAAUAACAAUCAACCUGAAAAAGAGGAGGAACGCUUUUAUAAAUUAAAUGAAGGCCAUAUAAUUUCUGCAUGUCACUUUUUUGAUGGGUCUUAUACUGAAACCAGUGAGCUUUGCUUUGAUUGGAAUAUUGACUUGGUUACAGCAAUCGGAUUCACAACCUCUCUAUUAGUCAAACUAUUAUUAUUGUCGAGCAUGCAUUGUGAUGCGACUUAUAAGACAACCAGAAGACACUUCGAACUCUAUGAAAUUAUCAGUAAUGUUGAGGGUACAGAAUUUCCAAUAACAUACCUCACUUUGAAUACUACAAAAGCGCAAGAUAUUGAAGAACAAACAGGAUUACAGAUGAAGAUGCUUGCUAGUUUCCUUCAUUCUCUCUGCGACAAAGGGCUGCAACCAUGA